UGUCUUCUUUCCCGUUGGCCCAUGCCAUAGGAGUUGCAACGCUUUCUUUUUUCAAGGCAAAAGGCAAACCGUUGCCCUGUUGAUAUCAAUGUUACGAGAGGCUUACCAGGAUUGCGCAUAUACAGAGGUCAGCAGCCAGAAGCACCGGUCAACAAGCAACAGUAUGCCGUGGGUCUGGGAUUAUUUCUCUACCUAUCGGCUUAGUGAAGACGAUUUGAAGGCUUUUCUAACAGAAUUGUUUGGUCAACAUGAGUUCUCUAUUUCGGCCAGCAAUGGGAAUUAUGCAUUUACGGUCCCACGAUGUCUCAACAUUGACGAGAGAAACAAACUAGAGGACCGUCGAUGGACCACCGGCCAGUGACACAACACCAUUUUUGGCAUUUGUGAAAGGCGAUCUUAGCCUUGAAAAACGGCUAUGGAAAUUUUUCUGUUCCUAUGUAGAGGUUGGUGGAAAUAGCUAGGCUAUUCGGGGUCAUUGCGUUUGAAGGCAAACUUACAUGGGGCGUUCCAGAUACA
Molecule: messenger RNA, 516 nt
Organism: Lindgomyces ingoldianus
Lineage: Eukaryota; Fungi; Ascomycota; Dothideomycetes; Pleosporales; Lindgomycetaceae
Exons: 4
Coding region: 89-361 (90 amino acids)
Source: RefSeq, a predicted model, not a curated record